AUGUCUCGAAAUAUUCUGGUCUUUGCUUGGAUAAUAACCAUUUAUUUUAUAAACCAUGCCACGCCAAACAAGAUUGCCCUCACUGGCUUAAAACCUCAAAGUCCCUCCCCGAUACAAACAUCCGUCUCAAAAGAUAUCCAAACCCCAACAACAAGUAAUUCUCCCACAAAAUCACCAGCGCCAACAUCUCCUCCACGCAAAACCAUCUCCCCCACUUUCCAAAUCGCAAAACGGCAAUCAUACCCUGAAUCCUGUGGAGAUUAUCAGAUUCCCGGUUUCAGUCUGCAAUUAGAUCCUAGACAGACUUGUUUGGUGGAUGAGAAUGGGUUGAUGUUUGGUGCCUGUGCCACGCGCAUCUCGGAUCCAAAUAAUUGUGGAUGGGCGGAGGUUUGCGUGGAUCAUCAUGCCUGUACGAGUAGUUGUGGGAGAACUUCUGUGCCUAAUUUGAGUGUUACGACUUGCGGUGGAAGUGGAGAUGGAAAUGAUUAUUGCGCCUUUUGGUAUCUCGUGACAGAAACCUAUAUCUUUACAUCUAUUACAUGUAGCGAUCGACAAAGCUGGGAGACUUGGGAUGCUACUUUGGUUACAUCAAUGUCUGUGAAUCUCGCUACCUUAUUUACUACUACUGCAGCCGCUUCCACAUCUACAUCUACAUCUACACCAGCAAGUUCGAGCACAUUAACUAUCUCAGUUGCAAAUAUAAGCGGGGAAGGUAACAGUAGUACUGUCUACUCGAGUCCUCAUAAUAGCAAUCAUUCAUUAGGAGCAAUAAUCGGGGGAGCAGUCGGUGGACUUGGUGCUGUCUUAAUUUUGGCUGGCCUCGCCUGGUUCUUGCAUCGCCGAAUAGAGUCCAAAAAAAGAGCCAGCAGAGCUCUCGCAUUCGAUCCUGGACAUUCUUCUUCUGAUGACUCCGAUCCACCCAAUGUGAUAGGCCCCCCUCUCGCCGAUUCUACUCACCGCUUCGUCAGGUCGUCGAAGCUCACCGGAGGUCCUGGACAAGGAUAUCAUGGGACGAGUUAUAUGGAUAGUCCACUUGGGAGCCCGAAUAUUGACGGUAGUAUUCAUAAUGGCGGACUUCGCACUUCAAUGGUUACAAUACCAGGUGGUGCACCAAGUGUGCAUAGCGCGUAUGCUGAUACUCCUGUGUAUGAAAUGCAUGCCGAUGCCAUUGGACCUGCUGAAUUACCAACAUAA
Messenger RNA from Sclerotinia sclerotiorum 1980 UF-70, 1194 nucleotides. RefSeq lists its product with no specific name. The record is from RefSeq and is a predicted model, not a curated record. Lineage: Eukaryota; Fungi; Ascomycota; Leotiomycetes; Helotiales; Sclerotiniaceae. The transcript has 2 exons. The coding region runs from base 1 to 1194 and encodes 397 amino acids.